Acaulospora morrowiae is the source of this 2190-nucleotide messenger RNA. NCBI's taxonomy places the organism in Eukaryota, Fungi, Glomeromycota, Glomeromycetes, Diversisporales, Acaulosporaceae. The record is from the annotation of a GenBank genome assembly.
AUGUCUGAAAAAUCGGUGAAUAAUGACGCAAGUGAAACUGAAGAAACAGUCGCUGUAAAAACUUUUAAAUCAUUGGCAAAGAUUCCUUUUUACAUUUCCGCAAACAUUUUACCGAAUUCAAGUUCUUCUUUGCUCUUAAUUCAAACCGGUCUCAGCCAACGCGAUUUAACUCGCAAAAUUAAGCGAUUGACCGUGAAACAAUUGGUCGUAUCAUUAGAAACCGAAGGUGAUCCUAAACCAAGCGUUAUCACCUCUUCGUUCUUACCAAUUGAUCUGGGAGAUGUGGUUUUACAAGCCAUUUCUCAAAGUGGUAAUAAAGUGGUGACCUUAAAGUCGGUGUCCGGUGACAAGGGCAAGAGCAGAUACGUCGAGAUUUGGAAACAUGGGAAUCUGGAAAGUGUUAUUGAUGUAACGGACGUACACGAAGAUUUCUACUCCGACGAGAGAAUACUUUCUCGUAAAGAUAAUUUCGGUUGUUUAAACUGGUCAAAGAAUGAAGAAAAGGUUGUUUACAUCGCCGAACGUAAGGCGCUUGAAGCCACUAAUGAAAAGAAAUAUGAUUACAAGCAAAGUUGGGGUGAAAGAUUAGCGAAUAAGCAAGUUCCCGUGAUCGUCAUUGUCGAUAUUACUGAGAAUAAAGCGAAGGUCUUACCGGAAUUCCACAAUAUCGAUCCGGGGCAGGUGCUCUUUGGUUCAGACGAUGAGACACUGAUCUUUACCGGAUAUGAUAGAGAGCCGCGCCAGUUUGGUCUAGUAGCCUGUCUGGAAUUUAUCAGAGCAAUCUUGAUGGAACAAAUUUGGUUGUCAAGUUCAACACGCAAGGUCGCCAAGGAUGAACCUAGCAGAGAAUUGUCUGGUAAGAUAGGCUGUUCAUUCAUUCCUUCUAUUCCGAGAGAUGCUUCAAAUUGGUGUUGUAUUGAAUUGACCAUUCCACACGUUGAUCGAAGAGCUCUGGGUGCUGAAUUAUUUCGCGUGCAGCCAGACGCUAAAACGUUCUUCUUCGUUCAAUAUGAAAAUCAUAUUCGUUCUCCAUCCGAGUCCUUUCACGAGAAUUUUCCUGGAAUAUAUUGCGGAAACAUCUUGCCAAAAUCGUUUUUCGUCAUCAAUGGUGCCGAAUACAUUUUAAUCAACAGCUAUUGGCGUAGCAGAAAGGUUAUUUUGGCGGUGAAUCUGACCUCCGGUAAAGUUCAAAAUCUAACUUUAACCGGAAGCUGGACUCUAUUCACGGUUUGGGACAAGUAUGUGGUGGCGUCUCAAGGAUUUCCAAACAACGUCUACCAAUUGAACAUUGGAAUCUUAAGUGCCAACAUGGAGAACAACUUGGAUAUUAAUUGGGUGAUCAUUGAUCAACCGCAUCUUGAAGAAGGAGUUGCAAAAACUCUUUCCAAGUCCACGUGGUCCCUGUUGCAGCCUUUUCCGGACAAGCCCAACUUGGAAGUCAUCUUUCAUCAGCCAAGCGAGACUUCUUCGGACAAGAAGCCACCUCUUAUUGUUUUUCCGCAUGGCGGUCCUCAUGGUACUUCUAUCAUAGAAAUCAGCCUCUACGUGCAGACACUGGUUUCUUUGGGAUAUGCCAUUAUAGAAGUCAACUAUUCUGGAAGCACUGGGUUUGGGCAAGAUUAUGUGGAUUCAUUGAUUGGAAAGAUUGGCGAUUUAGACAUAGAGGAAGUUCAGUCGUCGGCACAGUAUUUCAUUGACCAUAAUUAUGUUGAUUGUAAUUCAGUAGCAGUGAUUGGUGGUAGUCACGGUGGAUUCAUUUCUGGGCAUCUGAUUGGGAAAUAUCCCGAUUUCUACAAAGCCUGUGUCAUGAGGAAUCCAGUGCUUAAUAUUGGGGGAAUGUCUUUUGUCACGGAUAUUCCGGACUGGUGCUUUGCGGAAUUGGGUUUGUCUUAUGACCUGAAGAAGCCGUGCAUAACUACGCCAUCCGUUUACGCCAAGAUGUAUCAAAGUUCACCGACUGCCAACAUUGAUAAGAUAAAGACACCAAUUCUAUUGAUGCUUGGGCGAAAUGACAAAAGGGUGCCGAUCUUCGACGGGUUGCAGUGGUGGCACUACCUCAAAGGUCAAGGUAAGGUAGAUAUUCGUUGCAAGAUGUAUUGCGAGACAGGUCAUUCGUUGGACACCAUUGAGGCCGAAAUCUCGUGCAUCGAUGCUAUCAGCAAGUUUCUAAAAGAAAAGAUUGGUGUUUAA